Helianthus annuus (common sunflower) is the source of this 1508-nucleotide messenger RNA. RefSeq lists its product as uncharacterized. Lineage: Eukaryota; Viridiplantae; Streptophyta; Magnoliopsida; Asterales; Asteraceae. Gene Ontology annotation, biological process: CAAX-box protein processing. The transcript is spliced from 4 exons. Gene Ontology annotation, cellular component: membrane. The coding region runs from base 260 to 1300 and encodes 346 amino acids. Gene Ontology annotation, molecular function: metalloendopeptidase activity. The record is from RefSeq and is a predicted model, not a curated record.
UACAAUUACCUUUUUUCUUUCCCCCUUUCUUGCUUCCUUCCUACCUGGAAACUUCGUCGGAGUUUCCACCUCCGAGUUCUCCAACCACUGUCGCUGCCGUCUUCAACUACCACCUCAAUCCCAUAAAAACCAUUCCAACCACCCUCUUCCUCUCUUUUCAAUAUGCGCGAACGAUCUAAUUAGGUUUUUGUGCCUCUAAUGCAGCAACCACCACCAAUUCUCACCCGGAAUUCAAUCAAUCCGGAGGAUCUACUUCACCAUGUCCGUCACUCGGUCGCCGUGUUGCCACGCGCUUUCUUUCGGCUCACACCGUUCUUCUUUGGCCGGAGUUAAUUCUACAACUUCCAAACCCUAUGUGUCAUUCACCCGAACUACUCGCUUCUUACAGUUAUCGUCUUCCAAGUUACCUAGGAAUAGUUGGAGAUUUUCAUGCUUUAAGCAUGAUGAAUCUUCUUUGGAAUAUAGCGUCUCCGGAACUUCAGAAGAUAUGUUGCCAGGAGAGAUGGUGGAAUUGGAGAAACAACAACCAAAUGUGAAGCAUGGUUGGGUUUCAAACUUCAAAAAGGUUGCAGAUGCUAUAUUUAGUGCAGAACCAUGGGCCGUGCCAUGGACAGCUAAGACCAUUUUGCAGGUAAUGCUUCUGUGGAUCACCUCAUUUUGGUUGGUAGGAUCUUGGAUAAUACCAUUUGUCGCUCACACAGCAGGUUUCAGAAAGGAGUAUCUAACAUACAGAGGACAAGCGUUAUACAGCCUUUUAACAGACAUCGUGGAGGGUGUAACCGGAAUUGCAAUUCUCAAACUUUGCCUUUCAAGCUUUCGUCCCCUUUCAUCUGAUUGGUUCAAGUUUAGCUUCAAAGGAAAUUGGCAUUUUGAUGUCGGUUUAGGAUGCUUAAUGUUUCCAUUGGUCAACCGUCUCUCGCAAGUCAAUUUAAACUUAGUACCCAUGCCUCCCCCUACUCCAAUCACAGUCUCCAACGUCGAGCAGUCAAUAGUUGCACGCGAUCCAAUGGCGAUGUUGCUUUAUGCCAUUGUUGUUUCUGUUUGUGCCCCUAUUUGGGAGGAAAUCGUCUUUCGAGGGUUUCUUCUUCCUUCAUUAACAAGGUACAUGCCCGUGUGGUGCUCGAUUUUGGUAAGUUCAAUAGCUUUUGCGUUGGCACAUUUUAAUAUGCAAAGAAUGCUGCCCCUUGUGUUUCUUGGGAUGGUAAUGGGUACGGUUUUUGCACGGUCGAGAAACUUGUUACCGUCUAUGCUGUUACAUAGCCUUUGGAACGCCUUUGUAUUUAUUGAUCUUAUGAGGUGAUGUUACAUACCCGUCCCAGAUCCUAUUUGUUUUGACCAGUUAUGUAACCGUACCGAUGUUUUAUUGUUUUUUAAUCAGUUGGAUGUUUGUACUGCAGUCGAGUUGGUAUAGGUUCAUUGUAUAACGACAUUAGACGUCAAAUUGGAUGUUGAUCUGUGUAAAUCAAUGUUAAAAGCAAGCUGAUAAUGGUCACAGUGUUGUCCAAAAA